CUAAACCAUAAAAAUGGCUAAAUUACAUUAUGAUCUUGAUUCCACUCCCACUAGUUUUCCCAAUGACAACACAUCCAACACAGGAUCGUAAGAUCCUGUUCCUUUUUCCUCUUGCAUUAGCCUCUCUCUUUCUUCUUGGAACUGUAAGAUUUUUACUUGAUAACUUGAAAAACAACCAAUUCCAGUUUCUUCGGCAUAAUAAAUUUCUUAGAGUGCCUUUAAAUGUUUCUCAAGAUGAGAUAAUUGAAGAAAGUUGUAAUGUAUUUGAUGGGAAUUGGGUUUGGGACAAUGUUACAUAUCCACUAUAUAAAGAAGAUAGUUGUCCUUAUUUGGUUAAACAAGUUACUUGUCAAAGAAAUGGAAGGCCUGAUUCUUUUUAUCAGAAUUGGAGAUGGCAACCUAAUGGUUGCAACUUGCCCAGAUUUAAUGCAUUGAAGAUGUUGGAAAUGUUGAGAGACAAAAGACUCAUGUUUGUUGGAGACUCAAUACAAAGAGGCAUGUUUGAUUCAAUGGUUUGCCUAAUUCAGUCAGUGAUUCCAGAUGGUGAUCAUUCCCUUAAAAGAAUCCCUCCUAGAAAGAUUUUCAGAAUUGAGGAAUUUAACGCAUCGAUCGAGUAUUACUGGGCUCCUUUUAUAGUUGAAUCCAUUUCAGAUCAUGCAACUAAACAUAGUGUAAUGAAGAGGCUAGUUAAGCUUGACUCUGUAGAAAAACAUCGCAAUCUUUGGGAAGGAGUUGAUUUCUUGGUUUUUGAAAGCUAUGUGUGGUGGAUGCACAAACCUUUGAUUAAUGCAACAUAUGGAACUCCUGACAAUGUUCAAGAAUAUAACGUGACCACAGCAUACAGAUUGGCGUUAGAAACUUGGGCAAAUUGGAUAGACUCAAGCAUUAAUCCUCAAAAACAAAAGGUCUUCUUUGUCACCAUGUCCCCAACACAUUUAUGGAACUGGGAAUGGAAGGGUGGAAGUGAUGGAAACUGCUUUAACGAGACAUACCCAAUACAAGGACGACCAUAUUGGGGAACUGGUUCUAAUCUUCAUAUCAUGUCAAUCUUGAAAGAUGUCAUACAAAAGCUUCAAGUUAAUGUACGUUUACUGAAUAUUACACAAUUGUCUGAGUACAGAAAAGAUGGACAUACUUCAGUGUUUGGUGAAAGGAGGGGAAAACUCUUGACUAAAGAACAAAGAUCAGAUCCAAAGAAUUAUGCUGAUUGCAUCCACUGGUGCUUACCUGGGGUACCUGAUACGUGGAAUGAGUUAUUAUAUGCAAUUUUGUUGCAAGAUUACCGCAAUCAUUGACUCUAAGAAAGAGUUGAAUUUUGGUCUUUGUUUGUCUCUGUUCCAAGUGAGAAUCUCUCCCUAGCAUUAGGAUCAAAAUCUUCACACCAAAGAGUUUUUGUCAUACCAGAGAAUUCACUUCUAUUUUUCCUUUUAUAUUCUUUUUUCUUUCUUUUGUGGUAAGAGAUAAACACAGGAGGAGAGGAUAUUACUGUUAGUAAAACGUCAUUGCAAUAAACCUAAACAUAAACUAACUCCGAGCUCACAA
This is a messenger RNA of Nicotiana attenuata, 1542 nucleotides long. RefSeq names its product protein trichome birefringence-like 31. The record is from RefSeq and is a predicted model, not a curated record. The transcript has 5 exons. Bases 30 to 1295 code for a protein of 421 amino acids. NCBI's taxonomy places the organism in Eukaryota, Viridiplantae, Streptophyta, Magnoliopsida, Solanales, Solanaceae. Gene Ontology annotation, molecular function: O-acetyltransferase activity. Gene Ontology annotation, cellular component: Golgi apparatus.